This is a messenger RNA of Rhipicephalus microplus (southern cattle tick), 929 nucleotides long. RefSeq lists its product as uncharacterized. The record is from RefSeq and is a predicted model, not a curated record. NCBI's taxonomy places the organism in Eukaryota, Metazoa, Arthropoda, Arachnida, Ixodida, Ixodidae.
UCACUCCGGCUGAGCUGAAGACGUGCCACAGCCCCGACAUGGACCCGACGCGUUCGUGCCAGCCCGUGCUGUGCGACAUCAAGUACAACGGCGUGCGGAACUUCUUCAACGAGACGAGCCAGCGUUGCGAGCCCACGGCCAACUGCUGGGACAACGCGGAAGAAGAGAUGGUGUACCUGGCUGGAAGCAACACCUGCCGACGCGUGGGCGAGGUGUUAACGGAAGAAGAGUUGGACUACUUCGACAGCUUCCAGGACAAGGAGUCGCCGCUUCGAUCCAUGCACGGAUACCCCAUUAAAGUGAACUGCCACAAGGGGCGUCCAGAUCCCGGGAACAAAUGGUGCCUGUGCGACCCGGGAUGGGAGAGCGACCCACUGGAAUACCAGAGCUUCAACCCGGACUUGAUGGUGUACCACAUGUGCACCGUCUACGUCGGCGUCACCACGGCAACCACCGGCAACUCCUCCUCAGCGGCCCACCGCCACCGGCACCGAAAGAAAGGCUACAUCGCCAACAUCCCCAAAAAGCGCCGCCGAGGAGAGCUUGAGCGCGGAGCAAAGCUCACGUUCCGAGGGAAGUCUGCAGGAGGGGCUGGCGGGACAGCUGGUUCGUCUGCUGAAGACGACGCCUCGUCUGGCAACGCCGUAGCUGAUGGAGGCAACCCGUCGUGGUACAGCUCGUACGUCAGCGACGCGCAGUUGAAGAAUGCAGUGCUACCUGCACUGAUCGUGGCGGUGACGCUGCUGUCGUGCCUCGUGAUUACCCUGUGCGGCGUGGUCGCCUUCGAGUGCCAGAAGGUCAACGAAGUGUCGACGGAUUCGGCACUCUGACUUCCAAAGCGCCACGCUUCUCCUUCGAAUUCUACAGCCACCGUAUCACACGCGAACAGAAACGAGGAGCGUGGCCCGCCUUGCCUUUUUGCCUUAAUC